AUGAGGGAACUGAAAGGUCGCAGCGAGACCAUUUUCAUUGUGACUGUUAUUUUCUUGGGUAUCUCGUUCAUUGCCGUUUGCCUGAGAUGUUUUGUUCGGUUGCGGCUCGUGAGGGCCUUUGGAUGGGAUGAUGCUCUAAUGGUUUUUGCGAUGGGUUUGAAUAUUCUGUUCGCAUUGUGUGGAAUGAUGGGCGCACUUUACGGUAUGGGACAGAAGAUUGGCGAUAUUCCCGACCUAAGAGAUAUUGAAACUGCCAUGUUUUGGUGGUGGCUUGGCCAGACAAGUUACGUCUUUACAUGCGUUGUCGCAAAGAUCUCUAUCGCACUGGCCCUCCUUCGUCUUACCGUCGCCCGUGCCCACACGAUAUUGCUGUGGUGUGUCAUCGCAGUAUCUACUGUUAUAGGACUUGUAUUCUGGUUCAUGUUGACCUUACAAUGUCACCCGGUCGAUUACUUCUGGAUGCGGGCAAAAGCAUUUCUAGGACAAGAAGUCACAGGAACAUGUUUGGAUGUUGAUUAUCUCAUUGCAAUCGCAUACCUGUACAGUGUCGUUGCAACGCUCUGUGAUUUCAUCCUUGGUCUCUUGCCGAUUGCCCUCGUCUGGAACCUGCAAAUGAACACGCGCACUAAGGCUGCCUUGGCCGGUAUCCUAAGCCUAGGGUGCAUUGCUAGCGCCGCGGUUAUCGUUCGAAUCCCCUAUCUCCAUCACUACAAAGACAAGGAGUUCCUCUAUGCCACAACGGAUAUCUCGAUCUGGUCAAAUGUUGAAGCCGGCCUUGGAAUCACAGCCGGAAGUCUGGUUACGCUCCGGCCACUCUUUCGCUGGUUUCGCGGCACCACCUACGAUGUCUCUUACAGCGCCAAAAGAACACCGGGCAGUAUGCCUCUGUCCAGCAUGAAUGGCAACGGCAAAGUCCACAGCGCCGACGCAUCGCGACUGGACCGGGCUGCGACCAAGUACUGGAGACCGGACUUGGAUCAACAUGAUAGCCAAGGGGUGGUGACGACUGUUCAAACUUCCACGGGAAGUCGGAGCAGCAGUCAGGAGAAUCUUAACCCUAAGCCAAACACGACGCGCGGCAUUAACAUGCACAAGUCGUUCUUGGUCACGUCAGAUGAUGUUUAG
Aspergillus affinis is the source of this 1125-nucleotide messenger RNA. RefSeq names its product putative integral membrane protein. The coding region runs from base 1 to 1125 and encodes 374 amino acids. The transcript has 5 exons. The record is from RefSeq and is a predicted model, not a curated record. Lineage: Eukaryota; Fungi; Ascomycota; Eurotiomycetes; Eurotiales; Aspergillaceae.